AUGGAUACUAAUCCACAAUUACCGUCAGCAAAUGAUUUAAAUACUACUUGGGCAUUCCUUGAAGCAGGAAUUGAUCAAAUCAUGAAUCGAUUAGAAGAAGGUCUUAGUUAUAAGCGUUAUAUGGAUCUUUAUACGUAUCCUUAUAUUUAUUGGGGAAGCGAACUUUAUCAAAACCUCCAAAGAUAUUUGGAAAGACAUCUUUUGACAAUCCGUGAUAAUUCAACACAACACAUGGGAGAAAAUUUAUUAAGAUAUUAUACUAAAAAUUGGGAAAGAUAUACAACUGCUUCACUAUAUGUGCAUCAUGUAUUUAGAUAUCUUAAUAGACAUUGGGUAAAAAGAGAAAAUGAAGAAGGUCGUAAAACUUUAACUCUCGUUAGUUGGAGAGAUCAUAUGUUUACACAUGUUCACCGUCAUGUAAUGAUAGCAAUUUCAAAACUUAUUGAAAGGCAAAGAAAUGGCGAAACAGUAGAAACCAGCUUAGUUAAAAGUGUGGUUGAUUCAUAUGAUUCUGCGAAAUCAACUCUUGAUAUUUAUAGAAAGCAUUUUGAGAAACCAUUUGUAGACGAGUCAGAAGUGUAUUAUAAAACAGAAUCAGAGAAAUUUGUAUCUGAAAACAGUGUAACAGAUUAUAUGAAGAAGGCUGAAACACGACUAAUAGAGGAAGAAAAUCGAGUUCAAAUGUAUUUACAUCCAAGUACACAUAAAAUUCUUAUCUCAACAUGUGAGACAGUACUUGUAAAGAAUCAUACGGACAUUAUGUGGGAUGAAUUUCAAAAUUUAUUGAACAUGGAUAAAUUAGAAGAUUUACACCGAAUGUAUUCUCUCUUAUCACGUAUUCAAGAGGGAUUGGAACCUCUCCGUAAACAUUUUGAAGAACAUGUCCAUAAGGCUGGCUUAAAUGCAAUUGAAAAAAUCGCAGAUGCUGUUAAUGAUGCUUUGGAACCAAAAACUUAUGUUGAUGCCUUAUUAGAGGUACAUAGAAAAUAUAAUGAUAUGGUCACAACUGCCUUUAGGGGCGAAGCAAGUUUUGCGUGUCGAGAAUUUGUAAACAGGAAUAAAGUUUGUAAAUCUUCAACAUCCAAAUCGCCAGAACUAUUAGCUAGAUUUUGUGAUUCGCUUCUUCGAAAAAGUGCAAAAAAUCCUGAAGAAGGUGAUCUCGAAGAUAUAUUAAAUAAUAUUAUGACAGUUUUUAAAUAUGUUGAAGAUAAAGAUGUAUUUCAAAAAUUUUAUUCGAAGAUGUUAGCAAAACGCCUUGUAAAUGGUACAUCAGCAUCCGAAGAUGCAGAAUCAAGUAUGAUUUCAAAAUUAAAAGAAGCAUGCGGGUUCGAAUAUACUUCGAAAUUACAACGUAUGUUUACUGAUAUGGGUUUAAGUAAGGACCUUAACGAUCAAUUUAGAGAAAGACAUUCAGUAGAACAAGUAGAUAAUCAAGUCGACUUUUCGGUUUUAGUAUUGGGUACUGCAUCUUGGCCACUUCAGCCCUCCACAACAAAUUUUAGUAUCCCAGAAGAGGUUGAAAGAACAUUUCAACGAUUCAAGAUUUUCUAUCAAAAUAAACAUUCAGGUCGUAAAUUGAAUUGGCUUUUCCAUCUUUCAAAAGGUGAAUUAAAAGCUAACUAUUUGAAAGCAACAAAAACGGGAUAUACUUUUCAGGUAUCUACAUACCAGAUGGGGAUUCUUUUGCAAUACAAUAAAGAUACAUCUUAUUCAUUUGAAGAAUUGAGCCAGAGCACGGAUUUAAGUACAGAUGUAUUAUCAGGACAAUUGGGUAUUUUGGUAAAAGCCAAAGUUCUUUCACUAAAUCAGGGUUCAGUUGGUGAGGCAGGAUCUCGUUAUGAGUUGAAUAUGGAAUUCAAGAGUAAGAAAAUUCGUGUUCAAUUAAAUAUACCAGUUAAAUCUGAACAAAAAGUUGAAGUAGAAGAAACUCAUAAGACAGUUGAAGAAGAUAGAAAAUUGUUGAUGCAGGCUGCUAUUGUGCGUAUAAUGAAAACACGUAAAACAAUGAAGCAUGUAGCUUUGGUUCAAGAAGUAAUUUCUCAAUUGUCAAAUCGUUUCAAACCAAAAGUUCCAGAUAUAAAGAAAUGCAUUGACGUUUUAUUAGAGAAAGAAUAUAUAGAACGUGUCGAGGGUCAGAAAGAUAUGUUUUCUUAUGUUGCCUAG
This is a messenger RNA of Entrophospora candida, 2163 nucleotides long. The record is from the annotation of a GenBank genome assembly. Lineage: Eukaryota; Fungi; Glomeromycota; Glomeromycetes; Entrophosporales; Entrophosporaceae.